UUCUGUUGUUAUUCCAUCCUUCCAACAGGUGGCGCUGGCUGGAGAUCUGCGCCCCGGUGCAGCAGCGUCAAUAUAAAUACAGCCCGGAAAACGUCGAUUCAGCAAAGAAAAGCAAGUGUACAUGCAAGUGAAACAGGCGUUGUGUUGGUUAAAAAAUUUAAAGAAUCGGAUCAUAGCUUUGAGUACAUCGAGAUCACAGCAACAUCUUUGGUAACCGCCUUCAAAAAGAGAUGCAGUGCCUGUCCAGAUCACAGAAACAGAGCCAGGUUUACAUGGGAUCCCACUGACACAGGAAAGGGUUGCACUUUUUGAAGAUCACUACAAGUCAACAUGUCUCAUCGAGGGCCUUUAACUGCUGUCAUAACAGCAGUAUUAGGGGCAACCUUAGGAGGGCUGCUCCUAUGGCAAGUGUACCGAACAAAAAGGAAGAGGCUGCCUUCCAUCCAGAAGGUGGCUGAUCCUGUGGAAGCUCCAUGUCCUGUGGAAGCUCCAUGUCUUGUGGAAAAGUUUACAGACUUGGAGUAUCAAUACACCCAACCGCCACAACUUUUGGAGAAAGAGUUUAAGGCUGUGGAGUGUCAGACCACACAACUGCCCCCUCCUGUCCAGAUACCGUCUUCUGAACAGCUGCUAGGGGUGAAACCAGUGAUGGUGAGCUCUGAAGAGGAAUGGCAGCAGCUUUGGCCACUGAUGCAAAAGGAAUUGUCAGUCUUCCCUGUGCUGGGGCUUGACUGUGAAUGGGUAAAGACCAAAGGCGUGUCUGUGAAAGGCCGAACCUCUGCAGUCUCCCUGUUACAGAUGGCCACAUAUUCAGGUCUCUGUGUCCUGGUGAGACUUCUGGCGUUUCGCAGCGGCCAGCAGCCAUUCCCUCUCAGUUUAAUGGAAGUCCUCCGAGACCCACACAUCUUGAAAGUUGGCAUCAGUUGCUAUGAAGAUGGCAAGCGUCUGACGCGUGACUAUGGUCUGUCGCUGACAUGUACAGUUGACCUGCGCUACCUUGCCUUAAGACAAAGGCUAGCUACAGUGAAUAAUGGUCUGAGUCUGAAGUCUCUGGCAGCAGAUCUAUUGAAGGUAUCUCUAGAUAAAUCUCUGGAGCUGCGCUGCAGUGACUGGGAGGCAGAUCAACUGACGCUGGAGCAGAUGACUUAUGCUGCCAGAGAUGCCCAAGUUUCCAUCGCUCUCUUCCUCCAUCUCCUCGGCCUCCACUCUGAAGCCGGCUCCGCCCCUUCCAGCGGGAGCUCUUACUCUGAGUUGGCUGCCCGCUGCCAAGGCCUGGUGGACGUGCCCUUCAAGGGCCGAGGAGAGGGAGACGACAGGGCCUCUGACGGAGAGAGGAGGCGGAGGACGCGGAAACCGCCCACUUAUGAAAGCCCACCCACUUAUGAAAGCCCGGAGUCUGGAGAUCAGCAAGUCCCAGACCCUCGAAAGAAUAACAAGAGGAAACCGCUGGGUGUGGGCUAUUCUGCCAGGAAGUCUCCUCUCUAUGAUAACUGCUUCCUCCAUGCUCCAGAUGGCCAGCCUCUGUGUACCUGCGACAAGAAGAAAGCCAAAUGGUACCUAGAUAAAGGAAUAGGAGUGCUCCAGAGUGAAGAUCCUUUUGUUGUGAGGCUGCUGUUUGAGCCGUCAGGACGUCCUGACUCCCAACAGGACUACUAUCUCACUGCUAAGGAGAAUCUCUGUGUGGUCUGCGGCAAAGCAGAUUCCUACAUCAGGAAAAACAUUGUGCCACAUGAGUACAGACGUCAUUUUCCUAACGAGAUGAAGGACCACAACUCCCAUGACAUCCUGCUGCUCUGCACCAGCUGUCAUGCCGCCUCCAAUGUGCAUGACAGCUUCCUGAAGCAGCAGCUAGCUGAAAAGUUCGCCGCCCCUCAGGGCUGCGAGGACGGAGUUCGCCUGCUGGAGGACUCGGACCGACGGCGGGUACGUUCGGCAGCUCGGGCUCUGCUCACCGCCGGGGAAGGACUGCCGGAGCAGCGACGAGAGGAGCUGCAAGCUUUGAUCAAGAGCUUCCUCGACAUGAAAGAGGAACAGGAGCUGACGGACGAGGCGCUGCAGCAGGCUGCCGGUUUGGAGACGAGGAUUUUCAAUGAGGCGUACGUGCCUCACGGUCUGAAGGUGGUGCGAGCCCAUGCCGAGCAGGGCCUGCAGGGCCUGAUGGACCUGGAGCGUCGCUGGAGGCAGCAUUUCCUCACCACCAUGCAGCCCAGCCACCUCCCUCCUCUCUGGUCCGUCGACCACAACCACAGCAAGUUCCUCCGCAAAUAUGGAGAGGACCUGCCCAUCAAUCUAAACUGACUGUCAGUCUCCGCAAGGACCACAACCAGGACCAGGACAGACAGCUGAAUUUUCUCAUCUGCUGGUCAAAGUGCCGGUUGGAUUUGAAACUUCCACAGCCACUCUGUCUAUUUUACAAGCCAAAUUGCUUAUUUUUAGCAAGCUGAUGAAUGAACUAAUCUACCAGCUGGGACCCAAAUGUUACCACUCUGAUGUUAACAAGGCCAUGAUGAGUGUGUGAGUCAAUACAUUCAAUCUGCGAUGGACGACGUUUAACUUUAUUUCUGGUGACACGUACCUGAGUGCCAGUGAGAUGCUGCUAGGCUGCCACCUGGAUCCUGAAUGAACUAAAUGGACUUAAGCAGAGACUCCACUUGUGGAGAAGAUAUCAAGCACUGAAUCUGAAAAACACUAACUCCACAAUGCCAUGGUGGGCAAAUGGCCACUUUUUUAUCAUGAAAAAUAUAGAAAUAUUUAUGAAGAAAAUUAAAAGAUGAAAUUUAACUGAUUUUGUAGAAAAAGCUGCACCUGCUCUUAAUGUCCCCAUAAAUUUAACUAACACCCCUGCUUCCCCCCUGCAGGUUAGCAGCUUUUACCUCCUAUCAGUCUGAGAUUAAAUGACUUGCUUUGCAGAGGAGAGGGUCAUUUUUAAUAUGUCCUUAAAUUAUCUGGCGCUCCACCCUGCUUUUGUUUUCAGUCUGUUGUCUGUUUUAAGUCAAUAGAUGAAGGAUGAGUUUCCCAGAAGCAUCUUGAAAUCAAAUUUAAUUUAAAAGUUGAGUUUGGUCAGGUGCCUUUGGGCCUGAAUAUGUUCCAUCUCAAGAAUUUUUUGCAGGUGGAGACAAAUACUAACCACAGUAAAGUUGGCUGGUUUAGUUGAUCAUUUAAACUCCUGAUGUUUAUGUCCUGCUGCUGAUUCUCCCGAUGGUUGGGACACCUCCAUGGCUCAUGUUUUAAUGUGCCUCUUAAUCCCCAAACCUGCCUGGAGACUUGUCAGCAUCAAGACAUGACCUCGUUUCAGUUUACAGCUGUUUCACAGAAUCCAAACUACACAGUCAAGAAAAGGUGCCAACUCUAAUGUGAUUUUGAAAAUUACCUUAAAACUAAACCCCCCUUUGCAAGGCAGAUUUAUCUUUUGAGCGUGAUGAAUUUAUUUACAAUACAGCUGCUUAGUCUUUAUUCGUAUUUUCCUCGAUGUAAGCCCUGAAGCGGUUUUGUUUUCAUAAAUUGUGAAUGAUACAAAAAAUAAAAGUCAUGUUUAUAUUAA
Siniperca chuatsi (mandarin fish) is the source of this 3541-nucleotide messenger RNA. RefSeq names its product exonuclease 3'-5' domain containing 2 (gene exd2). Bases 331 to 2298 code for a protein of 655 amino acids. Gene Ontology annotation, cellular component: nucleus; cytoplasm. Gene Ontology annotation, molecular function: nucleic acid binding; 3'-5' exonuclease activity. The record is from RefSeq and is a predicted model, not a curated record. Gene Ontology annotation, biological process: nucleobase-containing compound metabolic process. The transcript has 11 exons. NCBI's taxonomy places the organism in Eukaryota, Metazoa, Chordata, Actinopteri, Centrarchiformes, Sinipercidae.